GGUGUGAAAAUUGUACAUUUUCGAAUUGUGUUACAUGCGAUGAACAUGAUAAAAGUGAAUUGAAUAGUAAUGACUAACUACAGUGAAAGUUUAAUAGUGAGUUAAACAAGAUGUUUUUAAAGAUUUUUUUUGCUUUGAUGUUGUGCUGGAUACAUUCCAGCGCCGAGGAGGCGUCAUUACAAAACCGAGUGGUGGAGGUUCCGCAGAAGUGCGAGUGGCACCAUGUCGCAGAUAGCUUCGGUGAAGACACUCGAGUACAGCUUAAUUGUUCGCUACAUACAGCUGCUGGUGCUACCGAUUUGCUUGCGAAACUUAGUAUUUCUCAAGCACAACAGAUCACUUCACUUUACCUACAUUGCACGGACAUUAUCUUCUUGGAGAGUUCUUUAGAUAUUGGCAGAAGAAAAGAGGAAGGUACUGAAGUCUUAUCCCAUUUUCAUAAUUUAAAAGAAUUGUGGAUAGAGUCAUGUAAAAUCCGAUACGUACCCUCAGAUGUAUUAUCGCCGCUAAGCGGUCUACGUAGUAUUAGUAUUCGAACUCAUAAUACUGAUUGGUCUGCGAUAUUUAUGGAAUUUCAUAGAGAUGCAUUCCGAGGACUUACAGACUUGAGAAUUUUGGACAUGGCCGAUAAUAAUAUUUUCACACUGCCUUCCGAAAUAUUUUGUCCUUUGGUUAAUUUAAAGGAUCUAAGCGUUACUCACAACCGAUUACAAGAAAUUUCAACUUUAGGAUUUUCUGAUUGGGGAGGUGGACCAACUGCACCCGGAAAAUCUUGCAAUACUGUAUUAGAAACAUUAGAUAUGUCACACAAUGAAAUUAGUUCACUGCCUGAUAACGGUUUGUCAAGUUUACGAGCAUUGCAAAAAUUACUUUUACAAAAUAACAGAAUAUUGACUAUUGCUAAUCGAGCAUUUGUUGGAUUGAACAAUUUACAAAUUCUCAACUUAUCUACAAAUGCUUUAACUACCCUUCCACCUGAAAUGUUUCAAUCUUCUAGAGAUAUUAAACAAAUACACUUGAAUAAAAACUGGUUGAGUGUUCUCGCACCAACACUUUUUGAGGGAUUAGAUCAACUACAUACAUUAGAUUUAUCUGUAAAUCAGUUAACUAGCGAAUGGAUUAAUGCAGACACAUUUUCUGGUCUUGUACGACUGAUAGUACUGAAUUUAUCUCACAACAGUAUAACAAAAAUUGAUGCAUUAUUAUUUCAUGAUUUGAAUAGUUUGCAAUAUUUAAAUUUAGAAUACAACUACAUAUCACACUUAGUAGAUGGCGUAUUUUCAAAUUUGAGAAACUUAUAUUUACUGUCAUUAGCACAUAACAAUAUUACUAAAGUAAAUAGUAGUGAUUUCGCAAAUUUAUAUGUACUAAAUCAGUUAUUACUUGACGGCAAUAGAAUAACUAAAAUAGAUUUACGCUCUUUUGAAAAUAUUACAAAACUUCAUGAUUUGGGACUUAGUGGAAACCAUUUAUCGGAGGUACCGGAAGCUAUAAAGACGUUAAGAUUCUUAAUAUAUCUAGACUUAAGUAUGAACAGAAUAACGAAAGUAUCAACUUCUAACUUUAAGAGUUUAGAUGAUUUAUACAGAUUACAACUUGCUGGAAAUAAAAUAGAAAACAUAUCUAACGAUACAUUUGUAACUUUGCCUUCAUUACAAAUAUUAAAUUUAGCAUCGAAUAAUAUAGAUCAAAUAGACGACGGUGCUUUUUUAUCAAAUAAACAAUUAAAAGAAAUUAGAUUGGACGGCAACAAGCUGAUAGAUUUAAAAGGGAUAUUUACAAAUCAGCAGUCACUUAUUUGGUUAAAUGUAUCCAAUAAUAAAUUGUUAUGUUUUGACUAUAGUUAUAUACCGACCAAUUUAGAAUGGUUAGAUAUGAAUGGAAAUAAUAUAGAAACAAUUGCAGAUGCUUAUAGCUUUAAAAAAUACUGUAAUAUAAAAAUGUUGAACGUAAGUUAUAACAAAAUUAAGAGUAUUGAUGAAUUUUCAUUUCCAAGCAGUAUAGAAACAGUGGUAUUGAAUAACAAUUAUAUUGAAAAAAUAAACCCCGGUACAUUUUUACAGAAAUAUAAUCUCAGUAAAGUUAUGCUAUAUUCAAAUAAAAUGAAAACUUUACAGACUGGUAGUUUUGCGAUAUCAACUGUUUCCAAGGAUAAAGAUUUACCAGAGUUCUAUGUCAGCGAAAACCCAUUUGUUUGCGACUGCACAAUGAAAUGGCUGCAAACAAUUAACCAAUUAAGUGAUCGACAGCUUCCUAGAGUAAUAGAUUUAGAAAGUGUAAGAUGUUCUUUAUUGCAUUCAGAAUCUGAUAUUUAUUUAUUUAAUUUCAAAUCUACUGAAUGUUUGUAUUCCUACGAUUCGUAUUGUUCCAGUGAUUGCGAAUGUUGUGACUUCAUUGUUUGUGAUUGUGAGAGAAUUUGUCCAGAUAAUUGCUCGUGUUAUCACGAUCUUACCUGGAACUCCAAUGUAGUUGAUUGUUCAAAUGCCAGUUACAAUUAUGUACCGGAACGAAUACCAAUGGAUGUAACGAAAAUAUACUUGGAUGGAAAUUAUCUAAAAGAAUUAGGAAAUGACAUUUUUAUUGGUAAAAGACGGUUACAAGUCUUGUAUUUAAAUAAUAGCAACAUCAAUACAAUAAAUAAUAGAACAUUUAACGGUAUCGAAUCGCUUAAAAUUCUUCAUUUAGAUAAUAACAUGUUGGAAGUACUUAGGAACACACAAUUUACGAAACUUCCGAAUUUAAUCGAGCUGUAUUUAAGGGAUAACAAAAUAAAACUAAUAGAAAAUAAUACUUUUAAUUAUUCGCCCUUGCUAGAAUACUUGGACCUAGACAACAAUAGAUACGUUGAUUACAUACCGUGGAGAAUAAUUACAGAUAACAAUAAUCGCACACGUGUCUCUGUAAAUGGGAUCAACUGGAUUUGUGAUUGUACAAACGUAGUUCAACUGAACCAAUGGCUAAUAAAAAAGUCAAAAGAUACCGAAACCUUAAUGUGCUUCUUUGACCACGGGCAACCGCUAAAUAAAACUAUUGCGACCGUAGCAAAGGAAUGUGACAAACAAUCUAGUACCGAAAUUCCAAACUGGGUCCUCCUAAUUUUAAUUAUCGCUAUUUUGCCUGUAUUUGUAUGUGUAAUUUUUGUAAUUAGAAAAUUAAUACUAAUUUAUAGAAAAAGAAAGCGUAAAGCAAAUAUGAGACAGCCUGAAAUCAGCGCAAAUGAAGAAUUUCAUUACAACAAAACUAAUGCUACUGCUGAAUACCAUUCGAUGAUCGAAAAUAGAAGUCUAUAAGAAAAAAGUCAAUAUGUGAAUGUGACCUCUUCGUGUUUGCUAUGUCAGCUGUCAUAACAUUUUUUCAUAUCUCUAAAGUUAAAGCAAAGCCUAUUUGAAAAAUAUUGUAUUAAUAAGGAAUUAUUUAUUAUAAGGUAAUCGUAGAGAUAAUAUUUUGUUUCUCACAAAUCCUACUUGUCACUAGCCAAAUUCAUGGACAUUGGUUUUAGCUCUUAUAAAUGCAUUUAUUUCAUAAAUUUUCGUAGUAUACGAGUAGUAAUUUUCAGACUGUUUUAACCACGCUGCCUUUUUCGUGAUGACGAUACAGCGCCUAGUGCUGACACAUUUAUUCUUUCAGGAUAUGAAUAUGUUUUAUUAAUAUCCUUUUAUAUACAUCUUUUACCAUCGACAUUUCCUUCCUAUUAGUCUUGUUGUCUGUCUAAUUAUGCUAUUUUUAUUCAGUUGUUUCACAUAUAUCUCCCAUUUCUAUACUGUUAAUCUUACUUUCAUACUUCUACGAUAUAUACACCGUAGUGCUUAUUUCC
Molecule: messenger RNA, 3814 nt
Organism: Achroia grisella
Lineage: Eukaryota; Metazoa; Arthropoda; Insecta; Lepidoptera; Pyralidae
Product: toll-like receptor 6
Exons: 1
Coding region: 111-3290 (1059 amino acids)
Cellular component (GO): plasma membrane
Molecular function (GO): protein binding
Source: RefSeq, a predicted model, not a curated record